This is a messenger RNA of Chelmon rostratus (copperband butterflyfish), 2588 nucleotides long. RefSeq names its product keratin, type II cytoskeletal cochleal-like. Gene Ontology annotation, biological process: intermediate filament organization; keratinization. Gene Ontology annotation, molecular function: structural constituent of skin epidermis. The coding region runs from base 106 to 1752 and encodes 548 amino acids. NCBI's taxonomy places the organism in Eukaryota, Metazoa, Chordata, Actinopteri, Chaetodontiformes, Chaetodontidae. Gene Ontology annotation, cellular component: keratin filament. The transcript is spliced from 9 exons. The record is from RefSeq and is a predicted model, not a curated record.
AAGAUACUUAGAGGAUCUUGACUCUCCUCUUAGUGUGCUCUGUCUCUGUCUCUGCUCCCCCUUUUCUCUGUGAAUCCUUACCUUUCAGCAGAAACAAAACCAGCCAUGCAGACCAGAUCUGUGUCCGUCAAAACCGUCAGGUCCAGCGGUGGAGGCAGUGGUGGCGGUUUCAGCAAUAGCAGCGGUUUCAGCAGCAGUGGUGGUUUCAGAAGUGUUGGAGGCGGAGGAGGAGGAAUGAGAUCAUUUUCCUCAAGAUCUGCCGUGCCGCUUUCAAGGCACUCAAUUGCAACAUCCAGCACUGGAAUGUUUAAGUCUGGUGGUGGCUAUGGUUAUGGUUCUGGCGUUGGUUUUGGUGGCGGAGGUGGUUUUGGUGCCGGAGGUGGUUUUGGUGGCGGUGUUGGUUCUGCCAGUUUUAUGUCUGUGGGUGGUGGAGCUUACGGUGCUGGUGGUGGUGGCGGAAUGUUCGUGCCUCCGAUCACAAACGUCCAAGUCAACCAGAACCUGCUGGCCCCCCUGAACCUUGAAAUUGACCCCAACAUCCAGCAUGUCCGUACCCAAGAGAAAGAGCAGAUCAAGACUCUCAACAACCGCUUCGCCAGCUUCAUCGACAAGGUUCGCUUCCUGGAGCAGCAGAACAAAAUGCUGGAGACCAAAUGGAGUCUGCUGCAGGACCAGACCACCACCCGCUCCAACAUCGACGCCAUGUUCGAGGCCUACAUCGCCAACCUGCGCAGACAGCUGGACGGUCUUGGCAAUGAGAAGGUCAAGCUGGAGGGAGAGCUGAGGAACAUGCAGACGCUGGUUGAAGACUUCAAGAACAAAUAUGAAGAUGAAAUCAACAAGCGCGCCAGUGUGGAGAAUGAGUUUGUGCUCCUCAAGAAGGAUGUAGAUGCCGCCUACAUGAACAAGGUCGAGCUGGAGGCCAGGGUUGAUGCCCUUCAGGAUGAGAUCAACUUCCUCAGAGCUGUCUAUGAAGCGGAACUGCGUGAGCUCCAGGGACAGAUCAAGGACACCUCAGUCAUUGUGGAGAUGGACAACAGCCGCAAUCUGGACAUGGACGCCAUUGUGGCUGAAGUCAGGGCUCAGUAUGAGGACAUCGCCAACCGCAGCCGUGCCGAGGCAGAGACAUGGUAUCAGCAGAAGUACCAGGAGAUGCAGACCAGUGCAGGCCAGGCCGGAGAAGACCUUCGCAACACCAAGAGCGAGAUUGCUGAGCUCAACCGCAUGAUUAGCCGCCUCCAGAAUGAAAUUGAGGCAGUUAAGGGACAGCGUGCCAACCUGGAGGCCCAGAUCGCUGAGGCUGAGGAGCGCGGCGAGCUGGCUGUGAAGGACGCCAAGGCCCGCAUUAGGGAUCUGGAAGAGGCCCUGCAGAGAGCCAAACAGGACAUGGCCCGCCAGGUCCGCGAGUACCAGGAGCUCAUGAACGUCAAACUGGCUCUGGAUAUUGAGAUCGCCACCUACAAGAAGCUUCUGGAAGGAGAGGAGUCCAGAAUUGCCAGCGGUGGUGCAGCUGCAACUGUUCACAUACAAACCAGCUCCGCUGGCGUUGGAGGCGGCAUUGGAGGCGGCAUUGGACUCGGCAUUGGAGGUGGCAUUGGAGGCGGCGGCGGUGGUGUAGGUCUCGGCAGCUAUGGCGGCAGCUAUGGCGGCAGCUAUGGCAGCAGCUAUGGCGGUGGCGUGAGCAGCGGCGGCCUCAAAAGCAGCAGUGGCAGCAUUCAAAUGAGCAGCAGCAGCAGCAUCAGGCGUUACUAAAAACAGCAGUUGUCUUUCUCUCCACUCUCCUUCUCCCUUCAUUAUCUCCUCCUCCUCUUGCCCCUCCCCUCUCCCAACAACCACUCAUAAUUGCUUGAAUAAACCCCAACUCUCUCCCUGCAAACCCAGCACAUUUCAUCAUUCACAGCUGGCAGAUCCAUGCAAUGGUUCAGCCUUCUUUGGCAUGUAGUUUGUGUGUUGGUGCUCCCUCUUUGGCACCACAUACUUACAGAGAGUCACAGAUUACAUCAUGAUAGAAGUAGAGGCAGAGAGAUUAUAACAGAAAUAAAACAAAGAGCAGCAGAGAUGUGCAGAGUCAGUCCUCUCUUCCUUUGAUCAGUCAGCCUGGCUGUCUUUCAGUUGCUGGAUGUGCUGUCGUGCAGACAAGAGGAUACUUGUAGUGUCAUGACAGAGAGUCCUUACAAGGCAGCAAUCUUUAGCACACAGGAUGACAACAGCAGUUCUUAGAAUUGCGCAGAAGGAGGUCUGGAUGUUGUGGACGGUCUUGAAUUUUUCUAAAGCAUACAUGGCCGACCCCCAUAAAGUAUCAGGUCCUCUUUUCUCGUCUGUUGUCUCACAUCUGUCAUCUCGUCGUGCAUUUUGACAUCAGCAAAAGCAGCCAUGUGUAACACUUUCCAAUUUCAUUGUUGGGAUCCUCUUUUUCUUCUCCUGUUCUGGGAGAAAAUGAGCUCUCCAGUAUAUAAAUGGUGUUUUCAUCUUGAUGUACACUUUACAUUGAACGAAAAAGAAACAUGGAUAAGGCUGACUGGGACAACCAGAUAUGUGAUGAAUUUGUACCACCUACAAUGUCUGGAAUAAAUCUGAUUUCAUAUUCA